Messenger RNA from Schistocerca nitens (vagrant locust), 231 nucleotides. Its product is annotated as homeobox protein aristaless-like. The transcript has 2 exons. Lineage: Eukaryota; Metazoa; Arthropoda; Insecta; Orthoptera; Acrididae. Gene Ontology annotation, molecular function: DNA binding. The record is from RefSeq and is a predicted model, not a curated record. Bases 1 to 231 code for a protein of 76 amino acids.
AUGUGUGCGGCGCUGUUGCAGGUGUGGUUCCAGAACCGGCGCGCCAAGUGGCGCAAGCAGGAGAAGGUGGGCCCCCAGGCGCACCCCUACUCGCCGCUGCAGGCGUACGGCGACGCGCCGCCACUCGGCCUGGACGUGCGCAGCUCCAGCAUCGCGGCGCUGCGCCUCAGGGCCCGCGAGCACGAGCUGCGCCUCGAGAUGCUGCGCAACGACGGCGACGUCGCCAGCUGA